Messenger RNA from Apis dorsata (giant honeybee), 1022 nucleotides. RefSeq lists its product as uncharacterized. The record is from RefSeq and is a predicted model, not a curated record. The transcript has a single exon. Lineage: Eukaryota; Metazoa; Arthropoda; Insecta; Hymenoptera; Apidae. Bases 212 to 820 code for a protein of 202 amino acids.
ACAUAACUAAGUAAAUUGAAAGGAAUUAAAAACGAAACUCGACCAACUAUAUCGAUUAAUCGAUCGAUUGCGUGAUGAUCAGUGACCAACUUCGACCAAUACAAUAAAAUAAUCGCGAGAAAAAGUUUGGAAAAUGACAAACCUGGAUAUUUCCAAUUAUCCAGGAUAGAAGGACGAGUCGAUAGGCGGUCGAGGCACCAAAUAAAGAAGGAUGGGCGAUAUUCUGCGAAAUUGGAUACAAGCUAGGCUAGGAAUCUUGACGGACCUACGCCCCGAAGUGUUCGGUUAUUAUACCAGAGACGGCUCGCUUUUGGCUCAAAUUUUGCACAGUUACGACAUAAUAACCCAAGAUCAAUUGGAUAUGAUCAUCGUCACCCAAGAUCCCGCCCUGUGCCGAGUCAAUUUGAGACAUCUCAGUUUUUGGCUACGGUUCGUGACUAUCAACAUGGACGAGGAUUUGAUCGAGGAGAUCUCGUGCGGCAAAGGGAGCACGUCUCUCCGCCUGUUCUACAAAGUGUAUCUUUGCCUUGAGAGCAAGGACAGAUUGCACUUUAUCACGCUUCAAAAAGAGAGGGAAAAAUUCGUACCCACGUCGAAGAAGUUCGAUGUGAUCAGAGUUUGCGAGGAUCCGCCACCUUAUUAUCCAUCGGAAAAUAAAUUGUCGAAGAAACUGGUGAAAGGGAAGGACGUGAUCUAUUGGCAUCAGCAAAAAGUUCCAAAGAUGCUUCGAUCGUACAUCAAAAAAAAAAACAUUGGAGUUGUGGAGUCGAAAUACGUAAACGAGCUGUGUUCCGAUUUCGAGGUAUCUACCAGCCCCUAGCUAGAAAGAUUCGCGUGACAGGAGUCUCGCGUCCAGGUACUCAUGCUUACGCGAGUUUUUUUUUUUUUGUCUCUCUGUGAGAAGAGGGGGGUGUGGGGGUAAGAUGAGGAUCCAAAGUGAAAAUAAAUGUUUCUUAUAGAAAAAAUAUUAUUUUAAUAUUAUAAUUGUAUAUGUUUUAAAAUUCUGUUUUAAAAACAAAGGA